Molecule: messenger RNA, 2259 nt
Organism: Lemur catta (Ring-tailed lemur)
Lineage: Eukaryota; Metazoa; Chordata; Mammalia; Primates; Lemuridae
Gene: RNF149
Product: ring finger protein 149
Exons: 7
Coding region: 125-1402 (425 amino acids)
Source: RefSeq, a predicted model, not a curated record
UCCGCGGCGGGAGGAGGGUGGCGUUUCUCUACCCUUCAGUGGCCUAGCACUGCGCGCUCCGUCGGGGUCGCCUGCCCCGCGACCCCCGCCCCCCAUCCCUUCUCGUCAGCCCGGGGGUGCGGCCAUGGCGUGGCAGCGGCGGCCCAAAGCCGGCGCUGGGGCUCGCGGCGCUCUGGCGCUGCUAGCCCUGGCCCUGUGCGCGCCCGGGGCCCGGGGCCGGGCGCUCGAGUGGUACUCGGCCGUGGUGGGCACCGAGUACGUGGCCCCGAAGACGAACCUGACUGUGUGGAGCGUCUCGGAGAGCGGCCGCUUCGGCGACAGCUCGCCCAAGGAGAGUGUGCAGGGUCUGGUAGGGGUCCCGCGCGCGCCCGACGGAGACCCGGAGGGCUGCGCGCCCGACACGAGCUUCACAGUGCCCGGCUGCCGGGGGUCCGCGCCCUGGGUCGCCCUGGUGGCGCGCGGGGGCUGCACCUUCAAGGACAAGGUGUUGGUGGCGGCGCGGAGGAACGCCUCGGCUGUGGUCCUCUACAACGAGGAGCACUACGGGAACCUCACUACGUCCAUGUCCCACGCGGGAACAGGAAAUAUAGUUGUCAUUAUGGUUAGUUACCCAAAAGGAAGAGAAAUUUGGGAGCUGGUGCAAAACGGAAUUCCAGUAAAGAUGACUAUAGGGAUUGGCACUCGUCAUGUACAGGAGUUCAUCAGCGGUCAGUCUGUGGUGUUUGUGGCCAUUGCCUUCAUCACCAUGAUGAUUAUCUCAUUAGCCUGGCUAAUAUUUUACUAUAUACAGCGUUUCCUAUAUACUGGGUCACAGUUUGGAAGUCAGAGCCAUAGAAAAGAAACUAAGAAAGUUAUUGGCCAGCUUCCACUUCAUACUGUAAAGCAUGGAGAAAAGGGAAUUGAUGUUGAUGCUGAAAAUUGUGCAGUGUGUAUUGAAAGUUUUAAAGUAAAGGAUAUAAUCAGAAUUCUGCCAUGCAAGCAUAUUUUUCAUAGAAUAUGCAUUGACCCAUGGCUUUUGGAUCACCGAACAUGUCCAAUGUGUAAACUUGAUGUCAUCAAAGCCCUGAGAUAUUGGGGAGAGCCAGAGGAUGUGCAGGAGACGCCUGCUCCAGAAUCUCCCCCAGGCAGAGUUGUGGCUGCAAAUUUGAGUCUGACUGUAUCAGAUGAUGACAGAAGCAAUGGGAGCAGUCGGCCAUCGGCUCCCCCUGCUGAAUCUGAGCCACCCUGUGAUGCCAGCUUUAAAGGAGAUGCAGGUGAAAACACAGCGCUACUAGGUGAGAAGCCUGCAGAUGAUGAAACCAUGGAAUGUCAAGCCGGCAGGAGCGCCCCUCAGCAUGGAGGACCUGUCUCCGAAAGCAUUUGCACACUGAAGUGUCCCCGACAGAACUUUGGCUUGAACUAAAGGACUUUUUUUUUUUUUUUUUACUUUAGCACAGUUUGUAUAUUUGAAAAUAAUGUACAUUAUUUUACCUUUCAGAUUCUGGUUUGAUAUACAGAGGGCUAAGAUAUUUUAUUCUUUUAGAGACUUUGAUUUGUCUUCAUAUAUUUAUCUACUAAAAUAUAGUAUUUACAAUAAACAAUGUGUUUCAGACUGUUCUAAAGACAACUAGGGAAGGCACUCUAAUGUAAAGGACGAGUGGUGGUUCUAAAUACUAGACUAGUUACUACGGUACUGUGAAAACAAGAUUAAUUCUAUUUCUCAAGGUUUUUAGACUAAGCACACCAAUUUUAAAGUAGUUGGAGUUAUGUAAUUUGGUUGAAUAAUUGAUCACAUGGGCUUUCCCUGGAGGGAAGGAUAUUUUUAGAACUUAAAACUUAUAACUGAAAUAAGAAAUCUGCAGCUUUCUUGCACAUCUGUAAUAUGUAUAGAGAUUUCCAAACCUCAGAACUUUUUCUUUGUUUCGGAUUGUGGGGAAAAGCAUCAGAUGACUUUAGGAUUUACAUUUUUCCAUUUAUUACCUAACUUCUUAUGAUACCUUAAUGGGGAGGGAAAUUUGUCCAUUUUUUCCUACAAAUAAAAAAAGGAAGAUUCUGUGUUGCACAUGAGCAUUAAGUUCUUCAUUGCCUUGUUAAGGAAAUUGAUUAGGCAUGCUGUGAUUUUUUUUUUAAUGAUGAAUAUAUUUUAUUGGUUAAAAUUGCAAUUUGAUCUUUACAGGUUUUUUUUGUUUGUUUACCUGGAGCCACACCCAAGAAGCCUUGAGCAAGUGGACUCCCAACCUUUACAAUUUAAAGAUUAAUAAAUGGAGAAUUUUGAUUUUU